Molecule: messenger RNA, 402 nt
Organism: Rhizophagus irregularis DAOM 181602=DAOM 197198
Lineage: Eukaryota; Fungi; Glomeromycota; Glomeromycetes; Glomerales; Glomeraceae
Source: RefSeq, a predicted model, not a curated record
CAACAACAACAAUAAUAAUGGUAGUAAUUGUUCAAAAUGUUCUACUUUUACAAAUAAUAAUAAUUCAUCUCCUACUACUCCUAUUAUUGAAGAAAUUCCUGAUGUUCCUCCUUUACCUAUACAAUUACAAGAUCAAAGACAAUUUAAUCAACCACAUAGACAAUUCACUCAACCACAAAGACAACACACUAAUCAGUAUCAUCAAAGACAAAUUAGUCAAGAUGAUUCUGAGGCUUUAUUACCUUCACUUGCUUAUAUUCCUCAAUCUAGACGUGGUAGUAAUACUUCUAUUAUGACUAAUUCUACUUCUCAAACUAAAACUAAUAAUGAUAAUCCUACGGAUACUUUCAACAAACAUUCUUUUAUAUAAAGAAAACACCUUUGUAUUUUAUCUUAUUGUGU